Molecule: messenger RNA, 411 nt
Organism: Dictyostelium discoideum AX4
Lineage: Eukaryota; Evosea; Eumycetozoa; Dictyosteliales; Dictyosteliaceae
Exons: 2
Coding region: 1-411 (136 amino acids)
Source: RefSeq, a predicted model, not a curated record
AUGAUUUUUUUCCUUUUCCUUUUUAAUAAUGGUGAUAAUAGUUUUCAUAGUUUUAAUGAUAAUUAUUAUAAACAAGAACAACAACAACAACAACAACAACAACAACAACAACAACAACAACAACAACAACAACAACAACAAUACUAUAAUCAUCAACAACAAAAUCAAUAUCAAGUAAUUGGUAAUAUUGAUAUAACAAAAGAUUCACCAAAUUCUCAAAAAUAUUAUUUAGAACAAUCUCCAAAUAGACAAGAUGACCGGGUUGAUUAUUGGUUUAAACAACCAGAAGAUUGGGAAAUAAAUUUAAAAAUAUUAUAUCAAUUAAAAUGGAGAAAACAAAUGACACCUUGUUUUAAAAGAUAUAAAGUUAAAACAAGAGAAAAAAUAACUUAUGAUCAUUUUAAAGUAUAA